Daphnia carinata is the source of this 3419-nucleotide messenger RNA. RefSeq names its product acid-sensing ion channel 2-like. Gene Ontology annotation, molecular function: ligand-gated sodium channel activity. The coding region runs from base 634 to 1899 and encodes 421 amino acids. Gene Ontology annotation, biological process: sodium ion transmembrane transport. The transcript is spliced from 10 exons. The record is from RefSeq and is a predicted model, not a curated record. Gene Ontology annotation, cellular component: membrane. NCBI's taxonomy places the organism in Eukaryota, Metazoa, Arthropoda, Branchiopoda, Diplostraca, Daphniidae.
UUAUGCCAUACGUACUUACAUAACAAGUAUACCUCGGAAAAAAACAAAAAAAAAAUAAAACACAAAAAAUCUAUUUAAACGUGUGGCGAAUGGCCGAAAAAAAAAGAAGAGUUGGACGUGAUGAAUAGAAAUGACGAAUGCCAGUGUAAUACUACUACCCCCCGCCCCCUUUGCUUAUCAAGAAAGAAGACGGCAGUGGGGAGAAAAAGACAAGAAAGAAAAAGAAAGAAAAAUAAAUGUCAAUUUAUUUGCUAUUUCGUUUGGAGCUCUCGUGUGUUUGCGUUGUGCGCGCAACUGGACAUGUUUGCCGGUGUGUAACUGACGGUGUAAAAAGGCGGCCGAGGGAAAGGAGAGAGACUUGGCUGAUUGAGUAGCCUAAUGGGAACAAUGCACGUGUGUGUAUAUGCAACAAAGGCCCGUCUGUGUUGUAUAGAAUCCCCCAGCCGAAAACCACAACAACAAAAAAAAAAAAAGAAAAAGAAAGGGAAAAACUAAUGAUGUCUCACUUCGACAUUGGUGGCAAUCGUGUACUGGCGUUUGCGGACAAAAGAGGUUUAUUGGUGGGAUACAAGUUUCGUUUUUAAAUUUUAUUUCAUCCUCUGAGAAAGACAUCGAUUUGUUUAUGACCCCGACAUGUCGAAGACGAGCGCGAUUCAAGCAUCUGACCGUCGCGGCCAUAAAUCCAAGAUAUUGGGAUUGGAUGUUAUCCAGCGAUCAGCCAACCAUAUCGUUCGGCGAUUAAUUUGGUUAACUGCGUUGACGACGUGUCUCGUUUUGGCCGCCGUUCACGGUGCGAGCCUCAUGCAACGCUAUCGCAGCUACCCGACGCGCGUCCAACUUGACGUCGCCAAUCGGCAGGGCAUUGCGCUUCCGGCCGUGACUGUCUGCCCGCUCGAUCGAUUCGACGUCAACCGUUUGGAACGGCUGUGGCGCCACACGAUUGGCCACGACGCGCACGCAGAGGCCCCGCAUGCCGCUGACCAAUAUUACCAACUGGCUGACGUGUUGCCCGUCCAAGAAUUAUGGAACAAGAUCGCCUACACCGACGCUCAAACUCUUUUCCCUGUGUGCUACCUCGGUCGAGGAAGAGACUGUCAAAGUGAGGGCACUUUUCAAGCUGUCUGGACUCCAUCCGGAACGUGCUUCACGUAUUCAAGUGAACUGAGCACGCUAAGCGGCCAUUUCAACGGCCUUUACGCCCGUCUAAGCAUCGGCCACGAACUUAACGAGUUCAUCAAAUCAUCCGGCUGGAAGGUCACCGUACAUCAAGUGGGCGUCUCUGCGUGGCUGACGUCGUCCAGGCAAUACGCCGAGAUGACGACGCACUACCGGCCGUUCGCGAACGGCACUGUGGGCGGCGGCACGGUCAAGUCCCAGCACAUGAACAUUCGAUUGACGCCUAAAGAAUUUAACCGCAUCGAUCAUCCCCGUCAGCCGUGCAGCUCGGAUGCCUGGAGCCGGGCCGAUUGCGAGAUUGAAUGCUUCCAGCGGAUCGUCACCUCCAUCACGAACUGCAGGCUUCCGUAUAUGACCGACGGUCGUGUUGCUUAUUGCAACACGAGUUCCAGCGUGAGGCGGACGGAGGAAUUAGUUGCCCAACUCAUUACGGAGACUCGCAGCCAAUUAAAAUGCGGUUGCGUUGAAGCUUGUUCCAAGGUUGUUUACAUGUAUGAAAGCGAAUCGCAUACUGUACCCACGGCCUACGGCCGGAUCAAAAUAUUUUAUGAUACGUCUCUAUGGGUGACGGUCAACGAAGUCUUUCUUUACACUUGGGUCAAACUACUUUGCGACGCUGGAAAUAUUCUGUGUUUGCUGUUGGGCGCGUCCGUCCUCACUUUCUUCGAGAUUGCCGAGUACAUCGUCAACCAACUGAUGGCUCUACGUCACUCUUUCAAAUAGGAGCCAGUCCCUGACGCAUCCGCCUCGCACUGGACCGUGGAUCAAAACAAUUUAUUAUUGGGCUCUGUUUUGUGUUCAAUAGCCGUCCGUCCCGUCCGUUUGUCUAAGGCAAAUUCCAACUAUAGAAACUUUCUUUUUGACGCUCAUCGUUCUGCGAAACUGCUGACGAACAUUCCAUCGAUUUCGAUGACCGUUUUGACGGGAAAGUCUGUACUUGUGUGUGUGUGUGCAUGAAAGCGAUCGUCAAAGGCGGACGUAAACAUCCGCCAUCCAUCCUGUACCUUUUGCCACUAACGUAAAUAGUUGCACCGACACGGCUAGUUCCAGCACACCCAGCAAUGGAAUAAUAAGCGGCGAAUCGAUUCAAAGAGGCCGCUAAUCUAUUCAAGAGGGAUCCACUUUCGCACAAGUCCCGUCAUUCACAUCCGUUCCCUGUAACCAAUUAUGAUGCCCGUCAGCCAAACAAACAGUUGGAUCAAUUUCCUUUCGUCCGGACGAUGAAUUACGAGGGGAGGGUUUCAUGGCCCGUGCUGUUUGGGGGGGCGUAUACACGAGCUCUGAAGUGUCGGUGAAUUGCUUUUUGCUGCCUCCUGCUCCUUCACCUCCUUUAAAAAAAAAAAAAAAAAAGGUAAAGUUUAUUUUGUUUUGUUUUUAAGACUGCCCUAUACGCUAAUUUCGAGUCUGCAUUGCGGUAUAAUUAGUAAAGAACCACUUGUGUGUGUGUUGUUGGGAGCGUUCUAGAAAUUGGGGCGGGGGGGGAACGUUUUUGGAUUGCCAACAAACAUGGUUGGAUCUUUUAAUACAAGACGUUCAAUUAAGCUCUACUCCGUCCCACUGGGGCAGGCAUAAAGUUUAGUAGAGCGAGGAUGUUUUUAAACGAGUUUAAUCACGUCCAGCAGUAAAACCUGCAUGUGCGUAUGCACAGGGGAAACGUGAUCGAGACGAUCCAAUUAGUCAGCCGUCACGAUUAAAAGGUUCACUAACGAGACGCCACUUAGACGUCAUUGACUGUGCCAUCGGCUGUUGGUUUAUGCUCGAAGAGAAGGAGAUAGGAUGUCUUUCGUCCUUCCGGGUGCUGUUUCCAUUCAUUUAUAGUUGCCAGACUCGGAAUGCAGAACUGUUGGCUGUACGGUAAAAUUCUAUGCUUUAAUUGUAAUAUGUCGUACGUGAACUGUUGAAUUGGAAACGAAGAAAAAAGGAUUAUUAUGUUGUAGUGAAUAGUUUUCGGAGUUGAUAGGAUAUAGAACGCCAUAUUGUGUCAAAAACAAGGGCAAUCUAGCGUUUCGCGAACUAUGAACAUCGAACCACGCGUACUGUACAAGAAUCUUGACCUUUAAGCAGGUGUUUUACUGAAGAACUUUCACAUUAAGAAUUUUAAUUGUCAAACGUUUUUCUUUUUGAAAGCCAACUUGAUGGGGCGGACACUUUCCCAGAUUAGCAUUAGCUUUCUUUUUUUUUUUUUUUAUGAGAAACUGGUAAGGGUGAUGGAUGUACAUACGUACGUGUAUAUUUCCACAAAA